UUGGUUAGUGGUGCUUGUGCGAAUGCCGGAGUUGGUCGACAGUACGUUGUGGCUCGUCGUGUCUCUACACCGUUAGCACCGGAGGCGUCUCGUCCGGAACUCGACGCGUGUUAUCUUGGAUAAUAUAAUACGGAUCGAUAAAAUCGCUCACGAUUAGUGACGGUCCAGUAAGAGCCGUGCAAAUGAUACUUCGAAUGAUUAAUACAAGUUUCGAUUACUCUUGAAUGUAAGCCCUGAAUGUUUUGUUUGUUUUUUGGCUAUUAUUCUGCGUUGUAUAUUAUCGGCCAAGUGGAUAAAAGGCAAUAUUUUGCGGCGCCUUCUACAGUAAACAAAAACAAUAUGUUUUCGACGGAUAAGUAUGCCGGUGCGUUAUCACAAACGCGUUCAAGACGCCGGCCGUGUCGUUACUAUGGCGUCCCGUCGGCCGUCCUGCUGCUAAUGGCUAGUGUGGCAGUGAACACGGCCCAGCCACCACUUCCUUCGCCGUCGUGUUACAGGACGUCCAACUACUUUCGUACCCAUUUAAACGACACGUCCAACGUGUUGGCCCAACCGACAUCGAAUGUCCAGCUACAAAUUUGUGGGAAAUCUCAGGAUUCUUGUUGCGGUGAAAAUUCUGAACUUCAACUGGCAACGGUCGGUCGAAAUUUAUAUGAGGAAAAAUUGCAAUCCUCGCUUAAAGGAUUAAGUGUAAUGUACAAAGAGAAAGCUGCUAAAUUUGAUGAAUACUUCAAAGAUAUGUUGAACAAAGCUCGAAUAGGAUUCCAUGAUAUGUUCAAAAAAACCUACGGAAUGAUGUAUGAACAAAAUUCCUACUUGUUUCAAGACUUGUUUCGUGAUUUGGAGAAAUAUUAUGAUUCCGGUAACUCCAAUAUCAUAGAAGUACUCGAAAAUUUUUUUUCUGUGCUUUGUCAAAAAAUGUUUACAGUCAUGAAUAGCCAAUAUACUUUCGACUCUAAGUAUUUAGUGUGUCUGAGUGAGAGUAUGGCUGAAGUAGCGCCUUUUGGAGAUGUUCCAGAUAAACUGUCAGCACCACUGAAACGUUCUUUUGUCGCUUCCAGAACUUACGUCCAGGCUCUGAAAAUAGCUGGUGAAAUUUUGGCCAACAUCAACAAGUUGAUGCCCACCCAAGAAUGUCUAGUAGGAUUUACAAGGAUGACACAAUGUCCAGCGUGUAAAGGUCUUCAAGAUAGUAGAGCUUGUAACGGAUACUGUUUAAAUGUAAUGAAAGGAUGUUUAGCUUAUCAUUCACAACUUGACCAAGACUGGAACGCAUUUUUAGAUAUAAUGGAAAAAGUACGAAAACGGUUGUUGGGACCAUUCAACAUAGAAUUAGUAGUCAUUCCUAUUAACGUUAAAAUAUCUGAAGGUAUAAUGAACUUCCAAGAAAAUGCGCAGAAAGUUUCACAAAAAGUGUUUUCGAACUGUGGUAAACCAACAUUGGGCGCUCAUCGAAGAAAAAAACGCAAUAGCGAAAUGUAUGAUGGAGACUAUUAUGACGAAGAGCAAGAAAGAGUAAUGAAUGACGGCAAUAAAAAUCGGGACGAUGAAGGCGACGACGACGAUGACGAAGAUGAAGAAUAUGAAGAAGUCAAAAGGCCAACAGUGACCAGAAACAAUGAUAAACGCGAUAACAUCCCUGGGGAAAAUAAUGGCAGGAAAACUCAACAAAGAAAAAACAAGAAUAACAAUAAUAAUAAUGCUCCGAAAAACAGUGGUAACGGAGGAAACAAAGGCCGAAAGAAAAAUAAUAAAAACAACCGCUUGGAAGACGAAGAAGAAGAAGAUCAAGAUACUCCCGCAUAUGCUUUUCACAGGCUUUUAAAAGAUAUUGGAAAUGAUGUAGAAUCCAAAAAGACUUUUUGGAAGCGAUUACCUUACGAAGUAUGCAAUGAGCUUGCAGUAAAUUCGCAAAACGCUACAUGUUGGAAUGGAUCAGCUUUAUCAAGUUACACGAAAGAAGUUAUGAAAGACGGUAUCAAAAAUCAAAAAAGAAAUCCUGAAGUUUUAGUUGAUAUGCAACGACCAAGCAGUUUACUCAACGAACAAGUUUUCGCAUUAAAAGCUUUAACUAAUCUGUUGAAAAACGCCUACCAAGGACUUGAUGUCGAGUGGGACAUGGAAGAAGUAUUCCAUGGAGGAGAAUCUAGCGGAAUUGGACCAAUUGCUUCAUCUGGUGAUGGAGCUGGCGAAGAUGAUUCUGAAACGCCAGCUACUGUAGUCAUUGAUGUUACUUCUUCGACAUCGACAACUACAACUGAUUCAAUAACAACUAGCACUUUUAAAACAAUUGACAGUAAUGACAUCUAUUCGCGCACUACCAAUACAGAUUCCAGCUCUGGAAAUAGAGUUAAGAUGUCUUUGCGAAAAGCUGUUGCUACGUAUUUGUUACCAGUUGUCGCUGUUUGGUUCGGUGGGUCAUUCUUAGAAUGGAUACUGUGAUAAAUUUGUUCCUGAGUAUAUAUUUUAUCAUUCUCCGUGGUGCCAUAAAAUGUACAGUGUUUAUCUGUGAUACUUUUUAUAAAAAUAACAUUACUGUUUAAUUUCUGUAGGAAAAAUCAGUAUAUAUUUCUAUGUCUGUGACUUCUCAUGAUUUUUUUUGUAAAAAAAAUAUUUAUUAUUUUGUAAAAUAUUAAUUGUAUAUCUGGGGAAUAUUAUUUUAUUGUUUCUAUUUUAACUAUUAUUUUACUCCUAAAAUAAUCAACUAUUGUUAUGGUUUCAAUUUAAAAACCACUAAUUUAAUAUUCAAUGUUAAAAAAUUUUUGUAAAGAGUAACUAGGUCAUUAAUUGGUUUAUUAUAUUGAUUAGCAUUUGUUUUUAGAAUAUUAUUAAGAAUUGUUCAGUAAUUCUUCUCAUUUGGCCACAGUGCACUUUUUAAAAAUAGUAUUUAUAAGUUUUUGUCCACUUAUUGAGAAAAAAUUGGUUUGUGUUCUAAAAAUUAAGUGAUUUAGUCUAGUCAGCAUAUGAUAAAAAUGUGAAUAAAUUUAUACAAUAUUUAAUUAAGACAUUUCAGUUUUUAUUGUAAAACACAUUUGACAAAGGGAUGGGUUUAAGAAUUUACAUAUUUCUGUGUAACAAUAUCUUAUUUAUACAUUUAAUAAUGUAUUUUAACAAUUGAAUUUACAUACAAUAUUUAGAAUUUGUACAAACAUAAAAUAUUAUUUCUAUAUAACAGGGAUAUAUAUAUAUAUAUAUAAAUUUAUGUAUAUUAUUAUACAAGCCCAAUCUUUUAUCAUUAUCUAUAAGCAAAAUAAUAUAAAUAUACAAACUCAUAUUCUGUAACUAUGUACUUAUAUUUAUGUAUAUAAAUAAUUUAUAAUUAAAAACAUCAAUAAAACAAAGUUUUACAUAAGCAUUUGUGUUCUGGAAGUAUAAAAAUUUCAAGCAUGUUAACCUUUUUAGAUGUAAAACUAUACGCUGUAUAAAAUUAUACCAACUUAAAAUAAAUAUACAAAUAUGAAAUUGAAACAUCUACACAUGAUAUUUUCAAGGAAACAAAAAUAAUACUUAUGUACAAAUUAUUAUAUUAAUUUUCACUAUAAAUGGCCUACCCUGGUAAGGUCUGCCACAAAGC
Molecule: messenger RNA, 3574 nt
Organism: Daktulosphaira vitifoliae (grape phylloxera)
Lineage: Eukaryota; Metazoa; Arthropoda; Insecta; Hemiptera; Phylloxeridae
Gene: dlp
Product: glypican-6
Exons: 8
Coding region: 238-2442 (734 amino acids)
Biological process (GO): regulation of signal transduction; regulation of protein localization to membrane; cell migration
Cellular component (GO): cell surface; plasma membrane; synapse
Source: RefSeq, a predicted model, not a curated record